AUGACCUCACUUGCACGGGGUGGUGACGCCAGCCGCAACAGCGUGUGGAGCACGUGCGGGCAAGUGUACGGUCAGCUUGCGCUGGACUCCGGGCUCCCCGGCUCAGAAGCGCUCGUGGAGGGAGGAGGCGCGCGCCGCCUGCUCUGGGCUGUCGCGCUCCUGACGCUGGUGUACUACAGCACCACCGAGACGGCCGCCAUCCUGCGCGAGUACUUCACGUACAGCGUGGCCGUCGCCUUCGAGUACAACACCAACGAGUCCUUCGAGAUACCCGACGUCACCGUGUGCAACGUCAACCCGCUGCGAAGGUCCAAGCUGUGCGCCCUCGAUGCCUCGGAGCGAGGGAUGAACUCGGAGCUGGAGGAGCGUCUCUGCGGCAAAACACAGGGCUUUCACGAAGUACGCAUGAGAAACCAAACUAAUUGGUUGAUUGACUGUUUGGACGCUCGCUUGCUCGAUCGGUCGGUUGGGUUAGUGCUCACGCUUAAUCCGGAACUGGAUGAGUACCUGCCAACUUCCUACCAGGCGGGCUACAUCGUUAUGGUCCACGCACACGGCACCAGGUUCUCAGUGUGCAGCGAUGGCGUCUACCUCUCUCCGGGCUACACUACGUACGUCGGCCUCAAUUUGCUGGCGCAAACGGGGCUACCGGAACCGUACGCCAACCCCUGUCGCUCUUCUUGGCCUCACCCCCUGUUGGUCCACAUGGACAGCAUGUACGGCGCCUACACCCGAGAGGACUGCCUGAACAUGUGCCUACAGGUGAAAAUUGUGGAGAACUGCGGUUGCUUGUCUGCGAAUCUGCCACAGAUCAUCACGCUGGCAAAACGGCAUGGAACCUGCGUAGACAAGAGUACAGUGACGUGCAAUAUGACAUACAACACCAGUGCCCGUGGUCGAAGGGGAUCCAAGACUGUACGGCUGCGCAGACACAGGUUCUUAGUACGUAGCUUAAUAUCCGGAGAAACGUCAUUAAACAUCGGUGAAUUGUGCAUGCAGCAUGUCUUCUUUCAGCACUGCGCUCCGUGCCGUAAGCUACACAUAUUGUCACUCACCUAUUCUGCAUUCUUGGUGCAGGACGUUGUGGGAGUGACCAAGGAAAACGGGCCACCCGCUCGUCUGGUACUGUACUUCAACUCACUCACCUACGAGCACAUUCUUUCGGUACCCAAAUACGACGAAACCCACGUGCUGGGCAAUCUGGGCGGCAUCAUUGGCAUGUACCUGGGCCUGUCCUUCUUCGUCCUCUUCCAAGUCCUCGACAUCCUGGUCGUCGGGACGCUGCGGCUCAGGACGAUGUUCCAGCGAGAUGCACGCGAGCGCCAUCUGGUGUCGCUUGCACCGCCACCUGCACGGGGCCAAGCUCGGACCUUAUUGCACCAAUACUGAGUGUCAACUCGAGUAGCGUCGUCGCGUUCCCGCUCUCUUCGCCACCUCCA
Messenger RNA from Dermacentor albipictus, 1439 nucleotides. The record is from RefSeq and is a predicted model, not a curated record. Lineage: Eukaryota; Metazoa; Arthropoda; Arachnida; Ixodida; Ixodidae.